GGAGCAAACGAUUUUGCAUAGUGUUAAUGCACUGGUGUUCGAUUAAGACUUAAGAGGGAAAUCUAAGAAUUCCACCUGUCGUGGCAUCAUUUGAGUGUCAUACACCGAACUGAGCACACAUUUGUGAAAGUGCGUUUAACCAGAGGAACGGGGUGGAAACCGUUAUCGCCCGCCCGAGGGGAGGAGUCACCCACUGCUCCGGUUUGUCACUCAAGCUGCAUUAAAUAUAACCCUUCCGAGUCUUCAUCUCCAACUUUAAAUCCAACAGAAGGAAUUUACUCAUGGGAAACUGUUAAAGGGACUCACUUCCCGAUGGUGACCCGGGCCACUUUGGCCUUUUAUUUAUUAGGAAGUACGCCUGGUCGCCUUUAUAAUGGAAACGUGUGUCGAGAGACGCGCUUGCCGUGUGGUUUUCACGGUCUUUCUGCUUGUCCUAGAUACUGUGAUUGCCGAGACUUUCUCUCCACACGCGGACACCGAUAACCCACUGAGUAACGUUACCGAAACUUUUUUUACCCAAACUGGUGUAAAACAAACCUCCUCCUGGCCGGGGAGAGAGGCCACUGCGACAGCCGUGGAUCUAUCGAGUGGACUGAACGAGAUGACGGACAUCCCCGCCAGUGUGUCCACCACUGGGGCUCGAGAGGGACAUUUAGAAAAACUUUUAGGCAUCUCUGCAAACACAGCUGGCUGGAGGAUGACCUCAAAAGAUGCCACCGAAGAUCUGCAGACUGACAAAGCGAUAACUCCAUCAGCAGCAACGCACAGCAUCACCAGCCACAAUUCUGUUACAGAGGAUCGAAAAGUGCAAGAGUUUACCCAUAAUGCCACAACCCAAUGGGAGGCUCCAUCAGUAGCAUCGCACAGCAUCACCAGCCACCAUCCCGUUACAGAGGUUCGAACAGUGCGAGAGUUUACCCAUAAUGCCACAGCCCAAUGGGAGGCUCCAUCAGUAGCAUCGCACAGCAUCACCAGCCACCCUCCCGUUACAGAGGCUCGAACAGUGCUAGAGUUUACCCAUAAUGCCACAGCCCAAUGGGAGGCUCCAUCAGUAGCAUCGCACAGCAUCACCAGCCACCAUCCCGUUACAGAGGUUCGAACAGUGCGAGAGUUUACCCAUAAUGCCACAACCCAAUGGGAGGCUCCAUCAGUAGCAUCGCACAGCAUCACCAGCCACCAUCCCGUUACAGAGGCUCGAACAGUGCGAGAGUUUACCCAUAAUGCCACAGCCCAAUGGGAAGCUCCAUCAGUAGCAUCGCACAGCCUCACUAGUCACCAUCCCAUUACAGAGGCUCGAACAGUGAGAGAGGUUCCCAUGACGGAUCUAAAAGAAAUUGACACCACUGACUCUGUCUCUCACACUGAUAGCACCUACAUUUCCACAACCAACCGAGUCAGAGAACACACAGUCCUCUCGGUGACCUCCAACAGCACCUCUGCGUACACCGAGGACUCCAACUCCUCGGAUGCUGUCUUUCAAACCUCCAGCUGGGUAGUGGGAACAUCAGGAGCCACCCAGGGCAAGGAGGAAACCGUAGAAGAUGUAUCUACAUUGCAUGAACAGACUGAACCCACCUUUGAAGAUCAUAAUGCCACCAAUGCAACUCAAGGCCACUCUUUGGAGACAGAGCAGUCAACGUUUUCCCACAGCACUGAGUCACAGACGGGACAAUCCAGUGUCACAGGACAGACUUUUCAACAGGUGUCUGAUAAUGACAAUCCAAAUUCAACACCCCCUCUUACAACGAUCAACAGAGAUCAAGGGGAAAUGGACGCCACAUCGAUGAGUGGUGGGACGUCUUAUACAGAAACCAGUGUCUCUGUGUCAUCUAUCCCACCUUUUACCUCCGGUGGCCACAAUGCCACUAGUACAUCCCAACAGAGCCGAGAUUCCACAGUGACUAAUUCCCUGGAUACUAAUGCUUCCACUGUGUUUUCUACUGGAUCUGUCAGCUCAACUGGCCGUGAGGAACUCGAAGGGUCUCCGACCCAUACAAUGGAGAAGACAACCAUUCAGGGCCUGACUACUGCACCCCCAGUGCCUGAAGAUGUAGCCACCACAACUGAUGACUCAUUUACAAAGUUCCAUGCUGGCAAACCACCCUUCGUCCCAAAAACUGAUAAUCCGACCAACACAGAAAUGGUGCCAACAUCUGCCAUGCCAUCAACUCAUAGGCCACAGGUUACAGAGGAAGCCACUGAGGAGGCAUCAACUGUUUAUAGUUCUACCAACAGUUUCACUACAAUGAUUCCUCCCGUCACCACCCAUCAGCUCCAAACGAGCACCACACCACAAGUCCAAACAGAACACACUACCAUCGCUACCACAGAUAUUUUUCCGGUACUGCGGACGACACCCACCACAGCCCAACGUCCGCUUACCUCCACUACUGGUGGACCACAGGCACCGAGUACAUCUGAUUCUGCUGAUGUCACCACCUUGCACUUAGAGACCAGCACGGCAACACCAGGGAACACGACUGCGCAUGGCAGACGUGCAACAACACCUUACAGCAAGAGCACCCCAACCAAAACCACUGUGCUGGAAACCACCCGGAAUCACACGGACAGAAGUACAACAGAGAUGGGAAUGACAACCACGCAGAUGCCAUUUAAGUCAACAGCAUCUCCAGAUCACGUGUGUGGGCUUUGUGCAAAUGGAGGCCACUGUGUUAGAUCAGCUAAGGGAAGUUACCACUGUCAGUGUCUGCCUGCAUGGACAGGACCCUUCUGCACGGAACAUGUGGAUGAGUGUGUGAAUAGUCCGUGCCCCAAGGGUUCAGUGUGUGUCAACACCGGUGGCUCUUUUAGCUGUCAGUGUGCCCUGGGCUUUGACUUGGAGGAUGGGCGCAGUUGUACGCAAGUGAAAACAUUUUUGGGCACCUUCACCGUCAACACCUCAAUGCAUCUCAGAAGCUCAGGUUCGCAUGAGCUGCACAGAGAGAUUUUACAGCUGCUCAAUGCCUCGCUCUCCAUCUUCCAUGGAUACCGGCAUUCCACUUUACAUAAAACAGAUGGAGGAGACGUGCAGAUCUCAGCGGUGAGCAUGUUUUCACUCACCACCAAUGUGACCAGCACGAAUGUCUUCAACAGCAUCCAGAUGUCCCUGAGCAACUGCAGCCGGACGUACUCACACUGCACCAUUAAGCUUCAGCACCAUCUCUCCUAUCACGCGGAGAGCCUGUGUUUGGCCCAGAAGACCAAGUGUGAUUUGCAGUACUCUGAGUGCACAGACUCUAGCGGGACCCCGUACUGUCAGUGCAAACCAGGAUACUUUAAAAAGAACCCAGAGGACAUGACCUGCAGAGUUUUAGACUGUGGAGAUGGACUCAUGCUUGUUAACGGGAGCUGUGUUGAGUGCAUUUUUGGAUUUGGAGGUUUCAACUGCAGUAACUUCUAUAAGCUGAUAGCUGUGGUGGUCUCUCCUGCUGGAGGAGCUCUUCUGUUGAUUGUCGUCAUUGCACUUAUAGUCACCUGCUGCAAAAAGGACAAAAAUGACAUUAACAAAAUCAUUUUCAAAAGUGGAGACCUUCAGAUGUCGCCCUACUCCGAGUUUCCUAAGAGUAAUCGUGUGUCUAUGGAGUGGGGCCGAGAGACUAUCGAGAUGCAGGAGAACGGCAGUACCAAAAAUCUCCUGCAAAUGACAGACAUUUAUUACUCGCCUGCACUUAGGAACGCUGACCUGGAGCGUAAUGGCCUGUAUCCAUUCUCUGGUCUCCCCGGUUCGAGGCAUUCCUGCAUCUACCCAGCUCAGUGGAACCCUUCCUUCAUAAGCGACGAUUCACGGCGAAGGGACUACUUUUGACGACCUUAGCCAGCAGGCGUGCAAUUUGAUACUGCAUAUAAGCUCUUUCGGCAUGGUUGGACCUGCCGCAGAUCCUGGAGCUGGAUACUGACCACUUUUUGCCUUUGAAUGUGAAAAUGAGCUGGCAGAAAAAGAACAUUAUCUGUGAGACAGGAAGAAAGCCGCAGAGGCCUGUCUGGGUCAAUUUAGCAUUUGAACACAGUGCAACAGUAAGACUUUAGUUUCUGGUGUGAAGCUAAUGAACUGAUGUUCUCAUAGCUCCUUGCAGAGUGUUUAUACUUAAGUGGAAGUCAGUGAAAUUAGAAUAACAUAUUAAGAUGCCUGGGCUACAGUAUAACUUUUAUAUUAUAAAAGUUUGCACUAUGAACUCCUCACACAGAUAUUAUCUCAAAUGGAAAAAGCCAUAAAUGUAUCAUAUUUAUACUUGGAAUAAUGUACCAGCUGGUUUGUACUGUGUUUUGUGUGCGAUGGGGUAUCUGUAUGUGUGUUUAUGUAUGUUAAUCAAAAGUUAAAGAGAUGGUUCACUCCAAAAUGAAAACUCUGAUAUCAUGCACUCUCCUAAAACAUGUAUACCUUUGAUUCCUUGGUCUUACUGACAAUUAUCAGUAUGUUUUAUGGUGUUUUUUGGAGCUUAACAGCCCCUCGUCCCAUUCACCUACAUUGUAUGGAAUAGAGCAAUGUGAAAAAAAUUUGUGUGUGUGUUUAAAAAAAUACGUUGUACAUUGUUACAUUUUUGGGGUAAACCAUCCCUUUAAUGCUUUGUAGUGGUAUAGUUUUUAUCAGAGAAAUGUUGUGAGAUUUACGCUGGAGAACUAAACCUAUGUAAAAGCUGGUAGGAUUUUGAAACCAUAUUACUGGAUGCAGCAUUCAUGUGAAAUGUAGCAAAUAUUGCCACAAGGUAUUACAGUUUGUUUGAACAACAGUAAUAAUCAUAAAACACAGUGCUGCCUUGUUUGUUUGCUUAUUUAUUUAAUUUAAAUGUUCUGUAUCAGAUAAAGAUACUGUAGUAUGAUCUGAGGACCUCCCAUGUGUUUGUAUGGAUGCUUGGUGGUGCAUAAGAGGAUGGACUUCACCUUCCAUGUUCCAGGUGUCCAUUUUAUUUUAGCUUGCGUGUGUUCUUGUGAGAUGUGCUUUAUUUGUAAUCUUUAAUAUCAGUCACCGCUUUCUUCAUUAGCAUUUUUCCCCUCCUCUGUGGAUGGACACUUGAAUCUGGCGUUGUAGUCAGAAGUGUAUUGUAAAAUAAAAUAGAAAUAAAGUAUGAUUUCUUA
Molecule: messenger RNA, 5073 nt
Organism: Carassius carassius (crucian carp)
Lineage: Eukaryota; Metazoa; Chordata; Actinopteri; Cypriniformes; Cyprinidae
Product: protein HEG-like
Exons: 13
Coding region: 374-3805 (1143 amino acids)
Biological process (GO): heart development
Molecular function (GO): calcium ion binding
Source: RefSeq, a predicted model, not a curated record